This is a messenger RNA of Phlebotomus argentipes, 1141 nucleotides long. RefSeq names its product myeloid leukemia factor (gene Mlf). Bases 68 to 949 code for a protein of 293 amino acids. Gene Ontology annotation, cellular component: nucleus; cytoplasm. The transcript is spliced from 4 exons. The record is from RefSeq and is a predicted model, not a curated record. Lineage: Eukaryota; Metazoa; Arthropoda; Insecta; Diptera; Psychodidae. Gene Ontology annotation, biological process: regulation of DNA-templated transcription.
AUAGCAGAGAGGACAAAAAAGGCUUAUUUUCCACACUCGAGAGUGAUUUUCCCAGCACCUGAUCAUCAUGUUUGGCUCCUCGAUGCUCAACGACUUCGACGAUGAUCCCUUUUUCGGCCACCACCUGCGCUCCAUGCGCCAGAUGAACAACAUGAUGAACUCCCUGCUGUCGGACCCCUUCGGCAUGUUCGGGGGCUUCGAGGGCCUGGGCGGCGGGCCGCCGGCGCUCAUGGGGGGCGCCCAGACGGCACUGACGCCCUUCGGCUUCCCCAGCAUCAACCGCCUGCUGGCCGCGCCCGGCGGCUUCAUGGGCGACCACCACCAUCCGGGCGUGCAGUCGUACAGCACCAGCAGCUACGUGUCGAUGACGUCGGGGCCGGACGGGCGCCCGCACGUGUACCAGGCGUCCAGCAGCAGCCGGACGGGCCCGGGCGGCGUGCGUGAGACGCAGCGGACGGUGCAAGACUCGCGCACGGGCGUGAAGAAGAUGGCCAUCGGCCACCACAUCGGCGAGCGGGCGCACGUGAUUGAGCGCGAGCAGAACGCCCGGACGGGCUCGCAGGAGGAGCGCCAGGACUUCAUCAAUCUGGACGAGGACGAUGCCGAUGACUUCGACCGUGAGUUCCAGGCCAAGUCGCGCUCCAUUCUCGCCGUCGGCGGCUCUCCCGCCCAGGCGCCGCAGCGCGAGCUUCUGGCCCUUCCCGCUCCGCCUCCCAGAGCCUCCUCCUCGUCGGCUGUGGACCUCGGAUUGCGCUCCAGACGCCUCAGGACGCCCCUCGCCACGCCGCGACGCCCCCUGCGAACGCCCGCCUCGUCGCCGCUCGCGCUGCAGCCGAACAGCAGCUCUGCCAGCAUUCAUCCUCAUCCGUACAACUCUGCGUCUGCUCGGCGCCAUCGCCCGAUGAAGGGCGCCUCGGCGCACCAGCCGCCGCACCACGAGGCUCAAUAAAGGCGACAACCGGCGCGCACUUGGACAAAGCCGCGGCUCGAAGGGCAUCUUCAGCUCCUAAAUUAACAAUCUUACCCUAUAAUUAUUCUUCGUAAUGACAUAUUUCGUCAAGUUAUUUAAAAGAGAGAGAGAGAGAACUUUGGGGAGGGAAGAGAUGGUUUUCCGGCGUGUGUAAACUUUUAGAGAGUAAAA